AUGAGCGACCUAGCGGAGCGGCUGGCGCGAUUGGGACUGUCCCAAUACCUGGAAGCAUUGGUAUCCGAGGGCUUCGACACCUGGGAGACCGUCCUCGACAUUACCGAAUCGGACCUUGGCUCUCUCAGCGUCAAACUUGGACAUCGAAGAAAGCUUCAACGGGCAAUCGCCGAAACGCGACGACAGUCCUCGAAUCGUCCGCUGCCUAUCGCACUCGAAAACGCAGGCAGCGUUGACGGCUCGUAUCGCAGCGACGACUCCGCAACAGAAACCAAAGUCAGGCAGGGCGAAGCCUCGACCACAGGCGUGACGCCCGGCGCAAAGAGAAAAUACAGACGACAUCCCAAACCAGAUGAGCAUGCGCCGGAGCGACCUCCGUCGGCUUAUGUCAUCUUCUCCAAUCAAGUAAGGGAGACUUUGAAAGGUCAGGAUCUAUCCUUCACCGAGAUCGCGAAGAUCGUCGGCGAAAGGUGGCAGGUGUUGCCUGCCGAUUCUCGUGAAGCUUGCGAACGUCAGGCCAAUUCUGCCAAAGAGAAGUACUACGCUGAGCUCGCAGAGUACAAGAAAACGUCUGAAUACGAAUUGUAUCAGAAAUAUCUAGAGGAGUUCAAGGCAAAGCAUGCUGCACCACCAAAGGAGGCAGAAGGCAAACGAUCGAAGAUUGAGGCAGACACAGUCGCAUCCACUCGGAGCAGCAGUCACGAUCAGACAGAACGCACAAUGGGGCGAAGAAUUAGCUCAGCUCAGUCGGACCUCUACGCCGGCCAAAUCCUGACUGAGUCGAGUCCUCCAAUAGGGCCCUCACGACUACCCUCUGGGCCCUCACACCCGUCUAAAUCAACAUCCCCUGCUAUCCUCAAUCGCUCUGGAUUCAAUUCACCGAGAAUGCCCGAGCAUUACUCCCCGCUUUCGGCUUCGCCGCGCUCGGCAACUCUCAACAAAGAGAACUCCUUCGAAACGACGUCGAGUGUUAUGGCUAGGGAUGCGAGAAGCCAGUUCGACGCAGGCCUACCAUACUCAUCAUCUUACGGUCACGGAUCUUCCUAUCCUCCAUCAACUACACCACCUUCUUACAACGCCCACUACCAAGCACCCAUCGAUCUGCCAUCGCGGCGAUCAAAUCGAGAGAUGCAUCGGCUCCCACCGUUGACCCACGAAGACACAACAUUAUCAUCAGAUAGUGGCCAGGGCGGAUACACAGCCAGCUACACCGGACAAACCCUCCCAGCCAUCGACGUUUCUAAGUCGAUGCGUGUCCUUCCGGCACCCGUGCUCAGUGGCAUGGGAUCUGCCCCAUCACAUCUAGACCGUCCAUCAGUACCACUACCGUCGAAACAUACCCAACAACAUACAGACUACAGAACAAAUUCUUCUCUUGCUGCGCUACUGAGAGCUGGAGAAUUGGCCAGAGUAGCAGAUGCAGACGCAGACGACGAAGAUAUGGAUACGCCAGGAUAUUCUUGA
This is a messenger RNA of Didymosphaeria variabile, 1464 nucleotides long. RefSeq lists its product as uncharacterized. The record is from RefSeq and is a predicted model, not a curated record. Gene Ontology annotation, molecular function: protein binding. The transcript has 6 exons. Gene Ontology annotation, cellular component: nucleus. Gene Ontology annotation, biological process: regulation of gene expression. NCBI's taxonomy places the organism in Eukaryota, Fungi, Ascomycota, Dothideomycetes, Pleosporales, Didymosphaeriaceae. The coding region runs from base 1 to 1464 and encodes 487 amino acids.